This is a messenger RNA of Acanthoscelides obtectus, 2007 nucleotides long. The record is from the annotation of a GenBank genome assembly. NCBI's taxonomy places the organism in Eukaryota, Metazoa, Arthropoda, Insecta, Coleoptera, Chrysomelidae.
AAAAUAUGUUCAUUAAAGGAUGCAGCGAUACAUUUUACUGCUUACUGCAAGCUAUAGGCGAUGUUGGAUUCAUCCAGCUUGUUUUAAUGAACUACAUUCUCAAAGAUUACGUAGCUCGCAGAGAUGCCGAACUUCGAGCAAUUGAUGAAGUAAAGAAGAAGCAACUGGCAGAAGCAGAGCAAACAGUCUCUGACCCGUUAAAAAAAGCAACCACUAGAACUCUUGAUACAGCUGUUUCUGAAUCGAAAAGUACGAAAGACGGAAAAAGCAGUGUGAAGAGUAGUGAGAAAAGCAGCAAAUCUAAAAAGAAAGAGAAAGCAGUAAACUAUACAAAACAGAUAAUGAAGGAGUUACCAAAAAGUUUCAAAGUACAGUUAGAUGUGUACGAGGAUUUAAUGGCCGAACUUAUUCACGUCUGCGAAUUUUGGGACAAAACACGAAGCUUUUUAACAGUGCCAUAUGUAACGAACAAGAAAAAAGCAAAGGAUAGCUCACCCAAGGACUCUACUAAAGAUUCGAAACCAUCUUCUAGAAGGACAAGACAAAUUAGUUCUGAAAAAUUUUCAACUAGCAACAAAGGUGUGGGUUGUUUGUUGUGGAUAAUUGACGACAGUGCUCCGAAGAAAUCCAUGGAUUUUCCAGAAGUUGUAGCAGAAGUCCUUGCGAAAGACGCGUAUAUGGAAAAAUACAGAGCCGAAAAAGAAAGAUUGUCAGAAUGUCUAUUUAGCCUUCCGUCAGAUGAUCUGUUUUCAGUCAUACAGGAACGCAGUAAACAUCAUAAGCAUAAAGCAGAUGCAUUUUAUAUAUGCAAUUACGUUAUGGAUGAAACGAACGCCUCUAGUCGAUCACGCAGUUCACAAUUGUCAGGUACCUUCGAUCGUGAAAAGAAACGACGUAAAAGGAACAAGAGAAAAUCUUUUGAUAGAAAGAGUUCAGCUGUAUCGGCUGCCUCCUCGAGAUUAUCAGUGGUUGAAGCCUUAGAAACAAUGCCUCUUGUGCCAAGACAAAUAUUAUUACCUGGUGAGUGCAAGAGGUACGAUGUAAGCUUUUGUCCUCCGUCGUGUGGUAUGUACAGAUAUGAGUAUCUGUUAAAUGUAGUUGGAACAAACAUAACGCACAGUGUAACAUGCGAGGCAAGCAGCGAAUUGCCUCAACUGGAUUUUAAUCCAGAGAAAGUGUUUCCAUCUGUAAUGUCAAGUAGUGCAGCAAAAGAACUAAGCGAUCGACAAGUUUACACUAUAGAUGACAACGUAUUUGAUUUUGGAUAUGUGUUAGAUGGCAGUAGUAAAAAAGACAUCACGUACGGAGUCAAGCUGAACCUGGUAAAUGAGUCUCCAAUGCCUUGUGACAUUUCUGUGGAAGUUCCCGGCGAAACUCUAUUCUAUUGCGAACCAAACAAUCUCAGUAUACCCGCAAAUAAUAAAGGUUAUGUGAACUUAUUCCUGCAACCAGCAUCAAAAAAGAAGGACGUUAUCGUGUCACAAUUAUACAUUUUGACCAAGAAUAAUCCGAAAGUAGAAGUGAUAAGCUUAAGGGCUUUACCCACCCCCGCGGAUUUCAAUGUGAGCCCAAAGAUACUGAACUUCGAAAAGGUUCCAGUGGGUAGUACCUGUAGAAAGAAAAUAACCCUUACGAAUUCCACACCGAUAGACUUUCACUACAAGCUUUGUACCACGAAACAAAUCACAGAAAAGUUUCACGUGAAGAAAAAGGAAGGAUCGAUACAACCGUAUUCCGUUGGUCAUAUUACAAUAUCGCUUACGCCACAAGAAGAAGAAGUCUAUAAUAAAAGACAACUCGAUCUUGAGCUAUACGAUAAAUUGCUAUCGGAUACGGAACCAUUUGAAAGAGUCUCUAUAACAAUAUUCGGGGAAUCUCAACUGUAUAUCAUCGAAUGUGAAAAGGAAGUAAACUUAGGUGAGAUGACAGGCCGAAAAGAACACAAUGUAGAAUACUCCAUGACUAACAAAGGAAACGUCAACGUCACUGUAGCGUAAGUUGCUUUUA